This is a messenger RNA of Aphanomyces invadans, 923 nucleotides long. RefSeq lists its product as hypothetical. The transcript has a single exon. Bases 234 to 812 code for a protein of 192 amino acids. The record is from RefSeq and is a predicted model, not a curated record. Lineage: Eukaryota; Oomycota; Saprolegniomycetes; Saprolegniales; Verrucalvaceae.
GCCGGUUUGCCUAAAUUCUCCGUCAACGGCGCACCGCGGCAGGCGGCGGCGGCAAGAGUGGAGGUGACAACCCCCUGAACACGUGAUGCCACUGGAACAGCUAGCGAGCUCUUGGAACAAUGAUUGCUUAAAAUAGGCGCGACACACAUCGUGAAACACAAUGGACGGUUUCGACCUCGCGAAUCGCGCGUGCAUGGAAUUGUUCAUUGGGUCACUUGAGUUCCUCAUUCAUCAUGGGCUCUGCGAUUUCCCGACCUGUCGUGACCACUGUUGGCGUGUUGUACCCAGCCUACGCUAGCUUCAAGGCACUUGAAACCCCCCAGACGGACGACGAUAAGCAGUGGCUCACGUAUUGGGUCGUCUUCUCCAUCACGUCGUCAGCGGAAGAACUCGCGGAGAAGGUCGUGUCGUACCUGCCUGGGUACUACGUGUGCAAAUGCAUCUUCCUCAUCUGGAUGAUGCUCCCGAAGACCCGGGGUGCAAUUUGGGUCUACGAAAAAUUCAUUCUGCCCUUGCUCGUCAAGUACGAGCCCGUGAUCGACGCGAAGCUCAAGGAACUCCGCGCGUGCGUCGACAACUGGAUCGCAGACAUGAAGCAGAACGGCGCGCGAUACGCAGCCCAAGGCUUGACGCUCACGAUAGAAGCAGCUAAACAGAUCCAGGACCAAGCGAACACGAGCCCGAUCAAGAAGCAAGUCGUGGCGAAAAUUCAAGACAUGCAAAAGGCCAGCAUGCGCAAGCUGGGCAAGAAGCAGUCAUUCAAGGAAGUCGUCGAAGAGGACCCCGUGCGAGAUGCCGAAGCGACGGAGUGAGCGCUGGUCCUUCGCGAAUGAAAAUCUAAACGCCAACCAUUUGUCAUAUAUGAUACGUUCGCGUGGUUGUACGAACUGAAACGAACCAGAGCGAUCGGUUCAAUCGUUCGU